AUCCUCUGGGAUGCGAUGCACAGCAACGAUCCCCCGUCUUCUGGCUAAAGAACAGAAUAGAUAUAAUUUUUUUAUUGGCCUUUGGUGCAGAUGCUCUCAGUGUACAUAAAAGAAAAGAAACGUUCAUCAAGAAUUCUAAGCCCUUCCAAGGGAAGACCCCGGAGGGUCUCCUGCUCUGGAUAGCGCUCUGAUGUUGACUGUGCCUCUGGCUUGGCGGCAGGGUCUCCCAAUGGUUCCAGCCACCUCUGGAAAUCCCCUGGCGCCUUCAACACCCCCGGGAUUACACGCCACAAACUUUCCACAGGAAAUGGGUGAUGGCGGAAAUGAUGCAUUUUAGCCACAGAUAAAGUUUCAUCUCACAUCCCCCCUGCUUUGAGGCACACUCUGAACAGGCAGUUCUGGAGGAGCAGCUCUUUCUUGAGCCCGAGAAUGAGGGUCUUGGACCAUCCAGGGACCCUGCUUGGACUCCUCUUGCUGCUGGUGGCCCCAGGCAAGCCAACGGCGGCAGGCAGCCCCCAGGCAAAAGUGGAUUGCAUUUGCCACAAUGGCGAUUACGUGACCUGCGAGUGGGGCAGCCAACAGAAGCCGCUUCACAACUACUCUUUCUUCUUCUGGUACGAGAAUCUCAGCAAACCGUCAGAGUGCAAAGAUUACCUCCAGAAAGACAGGCUCAACGUGGGCUGCCAGCUCGGCCAUUGUCACUGCUUCAACUUCAUGAGAAUGUACCUCAAUGACAGUCACGGGCAGACUGUUGUCCCUCCGGCCCUGCUUCUGAACAACCGAGUGAGACCUGGCAGGCCUUUUAACCUCACCUUGGGCAACCUGAGGAACCACCAGCUGCUCAUGACCUGGAAAACCCCCUACAAACGCCCCGGCUGUUUGCAACACAUUGUCAGAUACAAGAGCAACAAGGACACACAGUUUAUGGAACUCCCCGUCAAUAACAUGACAUUCCAAAUUCCCAGCGUGGAUCCUGAGAAGCGCUACACCUUCUACGUCAAGAGUAAACUGCACAUGAAGUGUGCAAGCACAGAUCUCUGGAGUGAGGAAUCCAAGCCUGCCUUUUGGGGAAAAGAAGACGUGUCCCCCUCUUUGCUGGCUUCAGUUAAAACCAUUGUGAUUCCGUUGGGCUCCUUCCUCAUUCUGAUGCUGCUGCUCUUGGCCUUGCUGCGGAUGGAGAGAGUGUGGGUGGUCCUAAUGCCCAGAAUCCCGAACCCUAGCAAGAAGUUUGAGGAUCUCUUCACUGCAUAUCAAGGCAAUUUCUCAGAAUGGGCUGGAGUCUCCAAAGACGUGGUGGAGACCUUCAAGCCCAACUAUUAUGAAAACAUCUGUGCCAUCACGGAGCUGCUGCCCAGCGGGGGGUACCUGUCUGCAAGCAGCGAGCCCACAGCCAAGAGCGGGGGGCCACCUGACCCAUUGCCAGACCCUCCUCCCAAGGCCAACCCAGAUCCUGCAACGUUCACCACCUGAGUUUGCACAGGGAGCCCGCGUGGAGGGAGGGAGUCCUGCCUCCAGGGCCCCAAAGCCCCCCCCCCCACCUGCUUGUAAUGGGAUGGAAGGGAAUUCCGCCAGGAAAGGAAUAACACAAGUUGACCCUGCUGAAAGAAUGUCCUGCAAGAGCCUAAGCUGACCCCUGGCUGAGCUUUCCCCUUCUACAGUGGGCAUCCUGCCCCCACCACCCAUGGCGACUACUGCUUUCUUCUGCUGACUGAGUGGGUGCAUGUCCUGUACUCGAAUAAAAAGGCCCUCGGUCAUUCCGUCUCUUGCCUUCUUCAUCUGUGCCUUCCAGGGGUCUGGUUGUAUCCCACCCCUGGUAACCUGGGUCCUAGUUCGAUGGUUGAGUUGUUGCAUCACAAGGCCCUGGUCACUUCACUGCUUCUGC
Messenger RNA from Ahaetulla prasina, 1882 nucleotides. It is a transcript of the gene IL2RG, whose product is annotated as interleukin 2 receptor subunit gamma. The coding region runs from base 430 to 1470 and encodes 346 amino acids. Gene Ontology annotation, biological process: cytokine-mediated signaling pathway. Gene Ontology annotation, cellular component: external side of plasma membrane. The record is from RefSeq and is a predicted model, not a curated record. Gene Ontology annotation, molecular function: cytokine receptor activity; protein binding. The transcript has 9 exons. Lineage: Eukaryota; Metazoa; Chordata; Lepidosauria; Squamata; Colubridae.